AUGGAAUGCCACCAACAAAAGUUUGAUAGAUCUCGCACUCAUAGUAACACAGACAGGCUUUAUUAUCUCGAGCAGUAUACUUCAGGAGACGCUAAAGAGCUGGUCAUAUCUUGUCAUCAUCUACCACCUGACGAAGGAUACAAUGAGGCUCGUAGGCUCCUAAAGAAGAAAUUUGGAGACGAGUAUCGGGUCACUUUAGCUUACGAAACUAACGCUCUAGCAUGGCCCUCCAUAAAACCAGAAGAUGGUUCAGCUCUUCAGUUUGCCGUUUUCCUCUCAAGUUGCACGAAUGCUUUGGCGAUCAGUCAGUACUCAUCGAAGUUUGACCAGCCAGGGAACAUCCAGAAAUUGGUCUUCAAACUGCCGUUCAGCACGAGAGAGAGGUGGUGUCGCUGCGCAGAUGACAUUAUGGAGAUAGAGUCAAGACCAGCAAAGUAUUGUGACCUCGUUACCUUUGUUGACUGUGAAGUAAGGAUUGCUACUAAUCCAGUGUUCGGGAACAUCUCAGCCAACGCCCAACCCAGCUCUGAUCAAAGGUCACGCAGAACGCCACAAUUACCAGCUGGCUUCAAACCAUCUAAGACGAAGACAUCAACCUUUGUCACCCAGGUGAAGGACAAUAAAGACGCGAAUUCAGAGCAGUCUACUGGCGGUUACCCCACGUGCCACGGUGUUCAACCUAACCUAUGUCCAUUUUGCCAAAAGAACCACGCUCUAGAAGACUGUCAUGUGCUCAGAUGGAAGCCUUAUCAAGAGCGUAUCAAGUUCCUCUCUACGAAGAGGCUUUGCUUUGGCUGUUUGUCAGCUAAUACAGACAAGUGUCCCAAGAGCAGUAGUGAAGAAGCCCGUGGUAGGACAGCUAUGGCCGUCAUCCCUGUCAAAGUCCGUUUGAGAGCUAACAAUCGGACAGUCAUCACUCACGCCUUUCUACAUGGAAGUAGUGUCACCUUCUAUACGGAAUCGUUAAUAAGAAAACUCGAGGUUGAAAGAACCAAAGUGAAGAUUUCCCUGUCCACCUUGGAGAAAAAGAACAGUCCGGUUGAAAGUUACCUCAUCCGGGACUUAGUGGAGUCCGAUCUCGAUGAUAUCAUUUUUGAGGAAGACAUUCCAACCCAGGAGGAUGUGGAUCAGUGGCCCCAUCUAGAUGGUGUUUUCAUACCUCGCUUUGAUGCCGAGAUCGGACUCCUGAUUGGCAGUAACGUUCCAGAGGCGCUCGAUCCGGUCGAGAUAAGGCACGGUGAAAACAGUGGCCCCUAUGCAUCAAGAACGCGCAUUGGUUGGGCAGUAAACGGUCCUUGUGGACAUUGUCGCCAUGGAUCCGAGGCUGUAAGCUCCUUUGUCAAAUUUGACCCCCAGCUUCAGCACAUGGUAGACAACUUUUACAAUCGUGAUUUUUCCGACUCCUUUGCUGAUGUUUAG
Messenger RNA from Pocillopora verrucosa, 1419 nucleotides. The record is from RefSeq and is a predicted model, not a curated record. NCBI's taxonomy places the organism in Eukaryota, Metazoa, Cnidaria, Anthozoa, Scleractinia, Pocilloporidae.